UACACUUCGCUGCCAAAGCGAAGCAACGCCUAAAACGUUAACAUUAUUAGAAUGGAACACAAAAAAGUUAUAUUCACGAGGUCGUUCGAUACGCUGGCUGCACCGUCGUUGUAGGUAUAGACAGUUGCAAGGAAAACCCAGGUCUCUGGGGGCAUUAUCUUACUAGUUACUGUUUUAAGACAAGGGUGAUCCUGCACAUGCGCUCUUGUCAUCAUUGAUUUUUCUCACUUUGACAGUUCGGCCGAUGUUUUGAGCGACCACCCGCGUAUUGAACACAAAGUAAACAAAAAUUAUGGCUUUAGAUUUUUCUGCAACGUAUAAGUUACUAGUUUUGGGUGAUUCGAAUGUUGGAAAAACUUGUAUUGUGCACAGAUAUUGUGACGAGAGAUAUUACGAUAUUUACAUAUCUACUAUAGGUAUUGAUUUCAAGCAAAAAAUAAUCAAUCUAGACGGAGUGCCCAUUAAACUUCAAAUAUGGGAUACGGCUGGUCAGGAAAGAUUCAGAACUUUGACUACAGCAUACUAUAGAGGUGCUAUGGGUAUCAUACUUAUGUACGACAUUACCAAUCUGGAAUCUUUUAAUCAUCUAUCUUAUUGGUUAAGGAAUAUUCAAGAGUAUGCUUCUCCGGAUGUGAUAAAAGUUUUAGUUGGCAAUAAAUGUGAUGUACACGAGAAUCAUCGAGCAGUUCCCAAGGAACGAGGGCAAAAGAUUGCUGACGAUUUUGACAUGCCAUUCUUCGAGGUAUCUUGUAAAAGCAACAUUAACAUCGAAGAAGCUUUCCUGACUUUAGCCAGAAAAAUACGAGAAUAUCGAGAGACCAAGGCUGAUGCUUUCGAGUUGAAGGAAAGGGACAACGUAAUAAAGGCCUCCGAAUCCGAAACAGACGUGUCAAAGUGUAGUUGUUAACCGAUAACAGAAUAUGAUAUUAAUAAUAAAUCUACACUUAUGUCAGCUCGCGAAUACAUCCUACGUAGGAAAAUCUACAAUUUUAUACUAGUAAACCAGUCUGCGACGGAUUUAACUCGAAACCGAAACAUUCAAGUCGUAAUAGUCAAACGAUAGAUUUUCUAGAAUAAACAUUUGCUAGUGACGUAUAUUUAAAUAAAAAGGGAUUUUUAUAGUGAAAUAAAAACAGUAGAAUGUUUUCAAUUUUGUAGAUGUGAUACUCAUAGAGUCAGAAUCUCAAAACAGAUAGAUUGUUUUAUUUGCUAACUUAUUAUCAACAGGCGCUUUAACAGCGGGCAAUUUAAAAAAUUAGAUAUUAUUCAAGGAAUAUCCAUUAGACUUCAAUUAAUAAAUGAGCCGUUCGUCUUCCAUUGUGUAAGACGUUUUGUAAAGUGUAUAACUAGUAAGAAACUAUUUACUAUUAGGCACUACAUGAUACAUCAACCUUAAGUGUUCGUAAUGUUAUUGUAAACUACUGCAGUUUCAUUCCUAUUACUUGUAGACAAAUACUCGAGUCAUUCGGUAGACGAGCAAAUAUAUUCCUCGAUUAAAACUGGAAAUGGAACUGAAUUGCAUGAGAUAAUAAAGUUCAUAUUGGCUCAGAUUAUAAAACAAAAUGCGGAUGGAGUGAAUGAAGGAAUGCUAAUUCCUGGUAGUGCGAAACGACGACGUAUCUUUUGUUAUUAGAUACAUUAUGCAUAAUAUAUAAAUUGUUAAUGCACACCGAAACUUGCAUUCUCUUUUGUUUCUUCGAUAUAAUGUUCCGCGCGCUCCAUCCGCUUUUUGUUUUAUAAUCUGAGAAUAUUGGUAUGUAAGGUUAGGCAACCAUAAACAAAACAAAGAUUUAAUAGAACGUCGAAAUUGACCAUUACGGUAAUUCGGAUUAAGUACUUAGCUUUUUAUAGACAAGGAAAUGUUUAAUAAUAAAAAAGCAUGUUGAGUCAUUUAACUAUAUGAAUAUCAAAGUAAUUGCUUUUUGAUUAUUCGAGAACAUUUUUGCGAUUUAAUAAAACAAAUUCAUUUGUUUUGAGAUUCUAGCUAUUGAAUAGACUGUAUUCACGCUUUAUGCAUCUGUGUGCUCUUUUUGCGUGUAUAAACUAUAGCAAUUAACUUUGUAGUAUUCAAUUAAAAGUUUAGAAAGUAAUCAAUUAAAUGUAUUAAGUAAUAACAUUAAAACCGACACUAAAAAAAUCGGUAAACGAUAACAUACGAUGGAAAUAAUUUGUUAAAAAAAACAUGCAUUAGUUAUUUAUAUUAAAUUUAUUUUAAACUGUGGAAAAUACUACUUCUUAAGACACAUAUUUAUUUUCAAACAGUAAUAUUAAUUAUAUACUCUUAAUAAAUAUUAUUAGAUAUUUUCCUCUUAGUUAAAAAAAUCGCAAAGAGAAUCUCAUAUCGGCAAAAGCCUUAAAUUGUACGGCUUAAAUCGUUAUUAAUAGUAUAGUAUAUUAUACUCAUAUAGCUUACGCAACGACGCGAUUUGCUCACAUAUAUAAGGACUCAAAAAAGAAGCACACUUUACGAAUUUAAUUAACUUAAAAAAAAAGUUUUAAACUUCUUAAAUUAAAAUAAAAAAUAUUGUAUCGAUAGAGUUAUAAAUAAUGUGAUGGCAUUGGAACUCAGUUUAUGUAAAUGAUUGAUGUUGGAAUAAAUCAUUAAUUCAAAAAUGU
Messenger RNA from Vanessa tameamea, 2616 nucleotides. It is a transcript of the gene RabX4, whose product is annotated as ras-related protein Rab-8A. The transcript has 5 exons. The record is from RefSeq and is a predicted model, not a curated record. Bases 293 to 907 code for a protein of 204 amino acids. Gene Ontology annotation, molecular function: GTP binding; GTPase activity. NCBI's taxonomy places the organism in Eukaryota, Metazoa, Arthropoda, Insecta, Lepidoptera, Nymphalidae.